This is a messenger RNA of Leishmania braziliensis MHOM/BR/75/M2904, 630 nucleotides long. RefSeq lists its product as hypothetical. Bases 1 to 630 code for a protein of 209 amino acids. Lineage: Eukaryota; Euglenozoa; Kinetoplastea; Trypanosomatida; Trypanosomatidae. The record is from RefSeq and is a predicted model, not a curated record. The transcript has a single exon.
AUGAAGCGCACUAUAAAAAGUGGUGCACCAGGGGCCCGGCAGGCCUACAUGAACAAAAGCAAGUACAACCCCAACCGUUACAAACUCGAAAAAGAUCACAUAUCGCGACAAGUAGAAUUUACCAUGACGAGCCUGUGUUGUAGACGAUGCUGUGAGAUUAUACAAUGGAAGGUUGACUAUGGUAAAUACACUUUACAGGAGCACAGCCGUCGCUGCAAUUUGUGCCGUGAAAAUAAAGUAGCUCACGCCUACCAUCGCAUCUGCCAACAAUGUGCUGAACGUGAGGCAGUAUGUGCAAAGUGCCAAAAGCACCCAGCCGCAUCAACUGUCUCCGCAAACGCUGAUAUGCCUUACAACGACUCAGAUCACGAAUCAUUGGAAGGACACAUUGAGAACUUAGAGAAACCGAGAGAAACGACCAAGUAUGCUUUUGUUGAAAUCGCUUCCCAUGGAGAAGAGCUUCAGCGACUCACAGGUCUCAAUACUCGUGUCUUGCAGCAAAAAUUGAGGAAAAGACGAAAGGCUGAAAACCGAGACUCUCUAGGUACUCUGCGCGAGCGCGAAAGGCGAACGGCACUGCGAAAAGGAAUCAUUCAAGCUGACGCCUCCGACAGUGGUGAGAGCUUGUAA